Molecule: messenger RNA, 1192 nt
Organism: Melopsittacus undulatus (budgerigar)
Lineage: Eukaryota; Metazoa; Chordata; Aves; Psittaciformes; Psittaculidae
Gene: RBM7
Product: RNA binding motif protein 7
Exons: 5
Coding region: 39-827 (262 amino acids)
Biological process (GO): regulation of alternative mRNA splicing, via spliceosome
Cellular component (GO): nucleus
Molecular function (GO): single-stranded RNA binding
Source: RefSeq, a predicted model, not a curated record
CGGGCGGUGCCGCAGAGCGCGCGCUCCCGUGCGCGGCCAUGGGCGCUGCGGCCGAGCUGGACCGGACGCUGUUCGUGGGGAACCUGGACCCGCGCGUCACCGAGGAGCUCAUCUUCGAGCUGUUCCACCAGGCGGGCCCCGUGAUUAAGGUGAAGAUCCCCAAGGACCGGGAUGGGCGGCCCAAGCAGUUCGCGUUCGUGAACUUCAAGCACGAGGAAUCAGUCCCGUACGGGCUCAACUUGUUAAACGGGAUCAAGUUGUACGGGCGGCCCAUCAAGAUCCAGUUCCGAGCAGGGAGCAGCCACGCAGCUCAGGAGUCUUGUUCCCCACACGGCACCACUGGCCCCAGCCCCUCGGGUGUGCCGCACUCAGUAUCCGCCGGCACCAGAUAUGACAGGAGUCCUGAUGGCAUGGUACCAGCGGGGUUACCAUCAACGCAGCGGUCUCUGCCGCCGGCUGACAACCUCCAGAGGAAGGCGAUGCUGAACAGUGCCCUGUGGCAGCAGCCUCACUUCGGGGGCAAGUACGAGCAGCCCGGCUUCAGCCCUCCCGGCUACCAGCCCCCUGCGCACAGCUACCACCCCACACUGGGCUGCCCGCUGCCACGGCACCCAGAGCUGCUGCGCAAGGGCCGGCUGGGCACCCACCCCUACCACCCCGACGGGCGGCACAGCAGCCGCGAACAGCCCCGCUUCAGGGAGCGUGACCACGAGCACGAGCACCGCUACCGCACCGGCAGAGAGGAGCCUGCCUACGACAACCGGCACCGGGAUAGCUGGAGCCACGACUACCGGAGAGAGCCCAGGUGGCACCCGGCGCGGCAUUAGCCCCUCGGAGGGGGCUCUCAUGGACUCCAUGGCACAGAAAGUGCAACCCCUUUUGUAGCAAGUGUAUGUGUGGAACCCCCCCCACACAACCCGACAGUGUUACCUUUUACUGUUUGUACAAGUCCCGAAACCGGCACCUCCACUUUGAACGUAUUAAUUGUACCUCAGGGUUUUUUAUGGGGGAACCAGUGGUCUGGAGCAGGCACAGCCGUUUGCGGGUGUGAUGGAGAAGCUGCCAAUGCCAUUUGUGUUCCAUGGGAAGGCGCCACGUCUGUUUCCUGGUGUCUUUAAUAUCUCUGAUGGUGUCACCGGUGCAGAACCCUCGAGUGUCUCAGAGAAAAGCAUUAAAUUCUCCCUGGAAACCC